Messenger RNA from Sphenostylis stenocarpa, 2922 nucleotides. The record is from the annotation of a GenBank genome assembly. NCBI's taxonomy places the organism in Eukaryota, Viridiplantae, Streptophyta, Magnoliopsida, Fabales, Fabaceae.
AUGGGUUUGUUUGGAUUAACAGUGUUCCUAUUUUUCUUUCUGGAUUCUGUUCAUUCUACUGUUCUUGGGGAAGAAAAUGCUGGCAUCGUGAAUGGGAAAAAAUCACUUAUUUCAUUCAUGUCAGGCAUUGUUUCAGACCCUCAAAACGCUCUAGAGAGUUGGAAGUCACCCGGUGUUCAUGUUUGUGAUUGGUCAGGUGUGAGAUGCAACAAUGCAAGUGACAUGAUCAUAGAGCUUGAUCUCAGCGGAAGGUCUCUAGGAGGCACCAUUUCCCCUGCACUUGCUAACAUCUCUUCCUUGCAAAUUCUUGAUCUUUCUGAGAACUUUUUGGUGGGUCGGAUUCCAAAAGAACUAGGCCAUUUGGUUCAGCUUGUACAACUCAGUUUGUCUGGGAAUUUCCUUCAGGGGCACAUUCCAUCCGAGUUUGGUUCACUUCACAACUUGGACUACCUUGACUUGGGAAGCAAUCAUCUUGAGGGAGAGAUUCCCCCAUCACUCUUCUGCAAUGGGACAUCACUAGGUUAUGUAGACCUCUCUAAUAAUUCCUUAGGGGGACAAAUCCCCUUGAACAAAGGGUGUAUUCUUAAAGAACUCAAGUUCCUGUUACUUUGGUCUAACAAGCUUGUAGGCAAUGUUCCUUCAGCUCUUUCAAACUCUACCAAGCUAAAAUGGCUUGAUUUGGGGUUGAAUAUGUUGAGUGGAGAGCUUCCUUCUAAGAUUGUAGGUAAUUGGCCACAACUACAAUUCCUCUACUUGUCAUACAACAAUUUUAUUAGCCAUGAUGGUAAUACCAACCUUGAGCCUUUCUUCGCCUCCUUGGUGAAUUUAUCAUACUUUCAAGAACUUGAAUUAGCGGGAAAUAAUCUUGGUGGGAAGCUGCCUCAUAACAUUGGUGAUCUUCCUUCCAGCCUGCAACAACUUCACCUAGAAAAAAAUCUCAUAUAUGGCUCUAUCCCUCCACAUAUUGCCAAUCUUGUCAACCUGACUUUCUUGAAGUUGUCCAGUAACCUAAUAAAUGGAUCAAUCCCUCCCAGCCUCAGCCAUAUGAAUAGGUUAGAAAGAAUUUAUUUGUCAAAUAAUUCACUAUCUGGUGAGAUUCCUUCAACCCUUGGUGACAUUCAGCAUCUGGGACUUCUAGACUUGUCAAGAAACAAGCUUUCUGGUCCAAUACCAGAUAGUUUUGCAAAUCUCCCCCAGUUAAGAAGGCUUUUACUUUAUGACAACCAGCUUUCUGGAACAAUCCCUCCAAGUCUGGGAAAAUGUGUCAAUUUGGAGAUUUUAGACUUAUCUCACAACAAUAUAACUGGGCUGAUUCCUGCCGAAGUUGCAGCCUUGGGUAGCUUGAAACUAUACCUGAAUUUAUCAAACAAUAACUUACAAGGGUCUUUACCAUUAGAACUCAGCAAAAUGGACAUGGUUCUAGCUAUUGAUUUAUCCAUGAACAACCUCUCUGGCAGCAUCCCACCACAACUGGAAAGUUGCAUAGCACUGGAGUACCUCAACCUCUCUGGUAACUCCUUUGAAAACCCUCUCCCUUAUUCAUUAGGCCAAUUGCUCUAUAUUAGAGCACUUGAUGUGUCUUCAAAUCAGUUGACCGGGGCAAUACCAGAGUCCAUGCAGUUGUCUCCCUCGCUGAAGGAACUUAAUUUCUCUUUCAACAAAUUCUCAGGGAAAGUGUCAAAAAAGGGAGCAUUUUCAAAUCUUACAAUAGACUCUUUCCUGGGAAAUGAUGAUCUCUGUGGCUCAUUUAAAGGCAUGCAACAAUGUCACAAGAAAUGUAGUUAUCAUUUAGUGUUCUUGUUAAUUCCUGUGUUACUAUUUGGCACCCCUUUCCUAUGCAUACUUUUUAGGUACUCAAUGGUAAUAAAGUCAAGAGUGAAAAAACGAAUUGCAAUUGUUAGUAGAGGUGAUUUGGAGGAUGUAGAAGAGGGAACAAAAGAGGUCAAGUACCCAAGAAUUACAUAUGAACAGCUUAAAGAAGCCACUGGAGGCUUCAGUUCUUCAAGCUUAGUAGGUUCAGGCCGGUUUGGACAGGUCUACGAAGGAAUGCUACAGGAUAAUACAAGAGUAGCCGUGAAAGUGUUGGAUACAGCACAUGGUGAGAUUUCAAGGAGCUUUAGAAGGGAAUGCCAAAUACUGAAAAAGAUAAGGCACAGAAAUUUAAUGAGGAUCAUAACAAUUUGUUGUAGGCCAGAAUUUAAUGCUCUUGUUUUUCCCUUGAUGCCAAAUGGUAGCCUUGAGAGGCAUCUAUAUCCAAGCCAAAGAUUGAAUGUGAUUCAAUUAGUAAGAAUCUGCAGUGAUGUUGCUGAGGGAAUGGCCUAUCUGCACCAUUACUCUCCAGUGAAAGUGGUGCAUUGUGAUCUUAAGCCAAGCAAUAUACUCCUUGAUGAAGAUAUGACAGCUUUGGUUACUGAUUUUGGAAUUUCAAGGCUUGUACAAAGUGAUGAGAAUACAUCCACCAGCAUCUCAUCUUUCAGCUCAACACAUGCCUUGUUAUGUGGCUCGGUUGGUUACAUAGCUCCUGAGUACGGAAUGGGAAAAGAUGCUUCAACUAAAGGUGAUGUCUACAGUUUUGGAGUGCUUGUGUUGGAGAUGGUCUCAGGUAGACGCCCCACAGAUGUGCUCAGCCAUGAAGGCUCAAGCUUGUGCGAAUGGCUUAAAAAACUAUACACACAACCACACCACCUUCAAAACUUUGUUCAACAAGCCCUUCAAAGGUGUUGUCCUUGUGGCCUGCCAAACCCUCACAACAAAGUUUGGAAAGAUGUUAUUCUGGAACUCAUUGAGCUGGGGCUAAUCUGCACUCAGCACCAUCCUUCAACAAGACCAACCAUGCACGACAUAGCCCAAGAGAUGGAGAGGUUGAAGGACUACGUCGUUAAGUCAACCUUCACCCGUCAUUCAAGUCAAUCCCAACAUUAA